AUGCUGCAGCGGGUAUCUCGAGGGGUGGACUACGGGCUGGGCACGGCAUUUGUGGCGCUGCCGUGCAUGGUCUUUGCGGCGGCGCUGCUGUACGUGGUGGUGUACUACAGCCACCCGAUGGCGUCACUGGAGCGGCUGCCGGGCCUGGGCCUCGACUUUCGGGCAUGGGAUGCGGCUAGUCUGGCUGAGAUGUACGAGCCCAUUGCCUCGUCAUCGCUGCGGGAGCUGGUGGGCCUGUACAACACCUGGCUCCCGGCCUACUACAUCGCCCAAGCCCUGGCUCUCACCUCGAUGGUCUCGAUGGCCUGGUGGCCGCUCUACGGACACCCGACCCGCGGCCCGUCACCGUCGCUCCUCCUCACCAACCUCAUUCCGCUCGCCAUGCUUCUCGUCGACUUUCUGGUCGGACGUUCCGUCGUCGUCUUUAUCUAUGCCAUGAUCGAUCAUCGUACCGCCUCGGCACCCGGCGUUCCCUUUGAUCCCACUGCAGACGGCAACCUCGCCCUGCUUGCUACCCUUGGCGGGCUGGGCUCGCUCCUCAAGACGGGUCUCCUCAUCCUCUCGGUCAUCUCGGCCGGCUGGGGCCUUGGCGCAGAGUUCAUUAUCGAGCUCAAGCGGACGUACAAGGAGGAGUUCUCGGGCAAGUCCUUCUCGCGCCGCCGCAACAAGUCCUCUAUCAACAUGCGCCGCGUCUCUUCCAAGCAGAAGCGUCGCUGA
This is a messenger RNA of Thecamonas trahens ATCC 50062, 717 nucleotides long. RefSeq lists its product as uncharacterized. Lineage: Eukaryota; Apusomonadida; Apusomonadidae. The record is from RefSeq and is a predicted model, not a curated record. The transcript has a single exon. Bases 1 to 717 code for a protein of 238 amino acids.